UCAAUUUAAGACAGUCUGUGGCUUUGGGUAAAAGUUGUCAUUUGUUCCAACCUAAAAUAAUUUUUUAACAGCAAAUUUGAAUCAGUGAGCUCGAAUAUUCUUAACCUUGUUUCACACCUACAGAGUCGUCCAAAAACAGAAAACACGUGUAUUGUGGAUUUGAGCGUCAAGAACUUGUUAGCAACUUUCAAAAAUGGCGCCACUUUCCACAAAUUUUAUUGGCUAGUUUGGAUCUCGUUCCCAGAGUUAGCUCCCCCGGGGCGUAAACAGCCCUGCGUACGAGAGUAGAACCGAGACGACCCCUGCAUGUGGAACACACGGCAGCUGCAGCUGAUACAGUGAAGAUGUUGAGACAACUAAGAUUCCUGCAGGCAUGCAGACAUGGAACCUGGCGUCCAUUCAGAAGGCGAUUUUCAGACCUCAUCAAAAUUCUCCCGGAAGUAAGAAAAGCCCUUGCAAAUGGUGAGCCAGUAGUUGCCCUGGAGAGUACAGUCAUCACACAUGGCAUGCCUUAUCCGCACAAUAUAAGGACAGCCCAGAGAGUAGUUCAGAUUGUACGGGAACACAGGGCAACACCUGCAACUAUUGCUAUCAUCAAUGGGAAACUUAGAAUAGGUCUAAAAGAAGAUGAGCUUGAGUGGCUGGCUAAGACAGAAGAUCCAGUUUUAAAGACAUCAAGAAGAGACUUGUCUAUGGUUGUCAGCAAGGGCUGGAGUGGAGGAACUACGGUGGCAGCUACCAUGAUAGCAGCCAACAAGGCUGGCAUCCCUGUCUUUGUGACAGGAGGUAUUGGAGGGGUGCACAGGGGAGGACAUUCAACCCUGGAUGUCAGUGCUGACCUGACGGAGCUCGGAAGAACACCCAUAGCUGUCGUUUCUGCUGGAGUCAAGUCAAUCCUGGACAUCAGUCGCACGUUAGAGUACUUGGAGACCCAGGGAGUAUCUGUGAUGACCUAUGGAAACACCACAGACUUCCCAGCAUUCUUCACCCAAAAGAGCGGCUUCCACUCUCCAUACAACGUCACCAGUCCUGAGGAGGCUGCGGAGGUCAUAGACAAUCAUUUCUCCCUGGGGCUGGACAGUGGGCUGCUUAUUGCCGUGCCCAUUCCCGAGCAGCAUGCUGCACAGAAGGUGGAAGAUGCCAUACAGAGGGCAGUUCAACAAGCAAGUGAAGAGGGGGUACGUGGGGACAAGGUCACUCCAUACAUCCUGGGAAAAGUGGACGAGCUGACUCAGGGAAAGUCUCUUGCUGCUAACAUUGCCUUGAUGGAGAACAAUGCUGCAGUGGGCAGCCAGCUAGCCUGGGCCUUGUCACACAGGAGAAGAAAGCACUACCACAACCUGCCCACCUCCAACCUGCAGGCCAAGAGCCCACUGACAGAUGUCGUUAUCAAGAGUAACAAACCUGUUGUCGUAGGCGCCAGUGUUGUGGACUUUGUGGCAAAGACCAAGGAUCCAGAAGUCAAGCUGGGUGGCAUGACAAACCCAGGGACAUUGACCCAAUCUUUUGGGGGAGUUGGUAGAAACAUUGCAGAUUGCAUGAGUCGACUGGGUGCCAUGCCUCUACUUGUGUCUGCAGUUGGGAACGACCCGCAUGCUGCAUCAUUUUACAUCUACUCAGCACACAUGGAUGUGUCUGGAGUGUCCCAGCUGGAGGACCAGAGAACUGCCACCUACUGUGCUGUUCUGAACGGAGAGGGUGAACUGGUGCUGGGGGUGGGAGACAUGGACAUCAACGAUCAAAUAUCACCCAAUUUGGUAUCCAAAUUUGCCUCAGCUAUUGAGCUGGCCCCAUUUGUGUGUGUGGAUGGCAACGUUCCAGAAGAAACUGUUAGCUACAUACUCAAGCUGUGCCACUAUCUUCAGGUGCCAGCCUGGUAUGAACCAACCUGUGUCUUGAAGUCCUCCAAACCAUUCCGGUCAGAUGCCUGGAAGAACAUAACUUACCUGUCCCCAAACUUAACUGAACUGAGGGCGAUCUACCGCAUGGUGACUGGGCACGAGGAACCACUAGUUCCAGAGGAAGACCCUACCCUGUCCCAGAGACUUCAGGAGGCAGUCUUCCUUGUCCGUCCCCUGUUGGAAUACCUCCACUGUGUUAUUGUGACCUUGAGUAGAGAUGGGGUGCUUGUGUGCCGCAACACGGAGCAGCAGUCCAGUUUCCCUGUAGGGAAAGGAAACAACACAAUCAAAAAAACGAUGCUGACAGCAGUACAUUAUCCAGUGUUCCCUAAAACAGAGCAGCAGGUGAUCAACGUCUCAGGAGCGGGAGAUUGCUUGUCUGCAGGCAUGAUGCAUGGUAUGCUACAGGGUCUUCCCCCAGACAUCUGCAUAAAGCAGGGUCUCCUGGCCGCCUACAACUCCACACAGACCCACAGUGCUGUGCCCUCAAACAUCGACUGUACAGACUUCUCUGAAGAGAACAUCAAGAAGCUGCACUGGCCAACUUACACCAUACCUAUCUAGUUGAUGUUGAGUUGAUGCUGGUUCAAACUUGAUGUCAGUACAGGUGUAGUCCUCAAGAAGAGUUUAGGGUCUCUUGAGAUCUCCACUUUGCUGCUUGCUUCGAUUUAGGUGCCUUCUUGAUUAUGAUAGUGCCGUACCAAAUUCAUCAUCCUCUUGUAAUCUUACAGAAUAGUCAUGCAUUUUACUGCUUAUAAUACAUACUUUUGUAGCCUCUGCAGCGAUCAACAAAUUGGUGGAGCAGUUCUCUUGUAAACCAUAGGGUGGCUAUAGCUAUAUGGCCUUCUUCGGUCAAUAUUGACCAUUUGAAUGAACGAAUAACAUACACUUGAAGAAGCCAAGAUCCUUACUGGCAUAGGGUGGUGUACUUAGAUAUAUCUACGACAGGCUUAUGAUACCAAUAUGCCAUUUCCCUGCAUACAGUGAUAAUCUUAUGUUGUAUAAAUAUCCACACUAUGCUUACCAGAUGUUUUAUUGUUUUUCUUUUCAAAUUGUAUCUUGCCAAUUGUUCAGAUGUAAAAAAUCAUGUUGUUUUGUUUAUAACCGAGAGUUUUGUAUUGUGAAAGAUGAACUCAAUAAAUUGUCAUGUAACUGACUUCUGCA
Branchiostoma floridae (Florida lancelet) is the source of this 3065-nucleotide messenger RNA. Its product is annotated as pseudouridine-metabolizing bifunctional protein C1861.05-like. The record is from RefSeq and is a predicted model, not a curated record. The transcript is spliced from 20 exons. Gene Ontology annotation, molecular function: pseudouridylate synthase activity; kinase activity. The coding region runs from base 345 to 2465 and encodes 706 amino acids. Lineage: Eukaryota; Metazoa; Chordata; Leptocardii; Amphioxiformes; Branchiostomatidae.